AUUUUACUUUUCUAGCGAAACUCUGCGGUCUCUCCGUUGGAAGCAUAAAUUCAAUUCACUAAGUGCAGCAUGAAGACCACCCGCCAAGUGCUCGGCUAAAUUCCUGUCAGAAAAGCAUGGGCAAGAGACGAGGAAGCGGAAGACCCACCAAUCCGACAGCGUCGCGCGGCGGUUCGAUCACGCUGAGACAAGAGACCACCGGUCUGAAGCAACCCGGCAAUACCGGGGCUCCCGCUAACCCCAAGUCCAUCUUGAAGCUCCAGCACCUGCGGAAGUUAGCGGAAUGGACCGGCCGAGAAGCUCCGGUUCCCUCGCUGAGCGCCUUCUUCGGGCGCCGUUUGGCCUCUGUUGGGGAGUCCCUGGGGGCUCCGCCCGACCCUUCUCUUGUUUCUUGCCAAAGAUGCGAAACUGUUUUACAACCUGGCUACAAUUGCACCAUUCGGAUUGAGAAGAAUAGAGCAAAAACAUGGCGCCGGCACAGGAAACCCGUCACUUCAACUCAGAACAAUGUUGCAUACAUGUGCCAAUUUUGUUCACAUAGGAAUCUGAAACGAGGUACUGCCAAAGGCCACAUGAAAGAGUUAUAUCCCAUGAAAGCCAGAUCAAUUUCCCAACCAAAACCUGCAAAAUUUGUGCCUCCGGUGUCUUACGGCCAAGCCAUGGGAAGUGGACGUGGGGAUGAGACCAAGGAAGCAAGCCAGAUGAGUUCACCUGCAGUUAAGGUUGAGACGCUUGAGAAAGUCAGUCCUUCAACUCCAUUGACGAAGACUUUGCUUGAUGGGAAGAGGCAAAAGAGGAAUAGAUCAGGGGCCAAGAGGCCUACUCAACCUGAAAGUGCAGAUGCAGAAGCAACUGCCGGUGCUUCCAGCAAAAGGAGGAGAAAAUCUUGGACGAGCUUAAAGGAAAUAGCCGAGAGCAGCGAACAUAGUAGAAAUAUCGCUAGUUUAAAGAUUCCCUUUUGUAUAUGAACAGGGGUUGUAUUAUGAUUGCUUGAUUAUUUUUGGAAGAUGAUAUUGUUGGAA
Syzygium oleosum is the source of this 1022-nucleotide messenger RNA. RefSeq lists its product as uncharacterized. NCBI's taxonomy places the organism in Eukaryota, Viridiplantae, Streptophyta, Magnoliopsida, Myrtales, Myrtaceae. Bases 117 to 968 code for a protein of 283 amino acids. The record is from RefSeq and is a predicted model, not a curated record. Gene Ontology annotation, biological process: RNA processing. The transcript is spliced from 2 exons.